This is a messenger RNA of Telopea speciosissima, 291 nucleotides long. RefSeq lists its product as uncharacterized. The transcript has a single exon. Lineage: Eukaryota; Viridiplantae; Streptophyta; Magnoliopsida; Proteales; Proteaceae. The coding region runs from base 1 to 291 and encodes 96 amino acids. The record is from RefSeq and is a predicted model, not a curated record.
AUGGCAGGAAUAGUGGAAAAGAUCAUGGGAGGAGGGAAGAAGCAGCAGGAAGAAGAAGACAAGAACAAGCACCCGGUGGAUCAGCACCAACAACAGGGUGAUCAGAAGGAGAAGUGUGGGAUCGUGGACAAAGUCAAGGACAAAGUCGGCCUAGGAGGAGGAGGAGGAGGGAAUCAAGAGGGCGGCAAGCAGGAGGAAAAGGGUGGGUUCGUGGACAAAGUCAAGGAAAAGGUCGGCCAUGGAGGAGGGAAUCAAGAGGGCAAUAAGGAGGAGGGCGGUGGUUGCAAAUAG